This is a messenger RNA of Pseudo-nitzschia multistriata, 1299 nucleotides long. The record is from the annotation of a GenBank genome assembly. Lineage: Eukaryota; Bacillariophyta; Bacillariophyceae; Bacillariales; Bacillariaceae.
AGAAAAUGAGGUUUCAAGCGGCGCGGCGCGGGAAAGCUGCCACAAAGACAAAGAUCUUCUUUUCUCGAUCGAACGAAAAUCUUCUCGGAAUGGUUCCGUUCCACAACUUCUUCCUUUGCACCGGCAAAAGCCUGGAUGGUACAGCAACACCCCCACCACUGCGCAACACACUAGGCCCACCCAACUACCCAACAAUGUCGUCGUCAUCCGAAGGCAUCAAGUGCGCUCCUUCCAAUAAUCUCAACGUUGGGUAUCCCCAAUUCCCCACGGCGAAAGAGCUCCACGCUCGAUUGGUCGAGCUGACCUCGGUGCGUMCGGUUGCGUCGCAUUGCGUCGCGUUCGCGCUGCGCUGCCUUCUGUCUGGUCGCUGCACAGCGCACUGCAUCCUGUGYGUUCGUCUUCAACCGACCCGUCCCGCGGCGAAAGAUACCUUUCUUGCUUCCGUUUGUUCUGUUCUGUUUUGGUUCUUGCGCAGUGUGUUGGAUUCCUGGCGUCGAUUGCUUCCGUUCCAUCGUGUUUUGUUGCUUGGUUCGGUGAUCGUGCCRAAACGCCGAUGCUCGUUCGCUGUUCRUUCGCUGUUCGUUYGCUUUUCUUUUCCGACACCUAAURCUCUGCUGCUGCACACGCGAUGCGUACCACAAACGACCAGGCGGGAGGCGGCGGAGAGUUCGUCGUGAGGAACUUCGUCGGCGUCAUCCGGGACAUUUCCGUCCCGGCCUCGACGGUCGAAACGGACCUCUUUCCCAGGGGGGCCCUCGAGUACUACACGGCCAAGAACAUGGGCUGGGACUACACCGAAGAGGACCGCGACAGGUGGCAGAUGGACGAGCGGGGCGGUGCACAGGGGGACUACCGGGAGGGAAUGCCCGAAAAAAUCGCCAACGUCGUCGACUGCCUCCGGAAYGAGCCCCUCAGCAAGCGGGCGGUGAUCCCGAUCCCCUACGCGACGGYAGGAUCGGCCACCAUCGACUGGAGGGACCGGGGCCAGAACAAGUGCUGCCGGGAGCUGCACUUUUACCUGGAGGACGGAAAGCUCAAGUGCACCGGGAUCGUUCGGAUGCAGAACGCCAACAUUUUUGUCAAGAACGUCCACUUUUUUGCGACCCUCAUCGGGCACGUCGCGGGCGAGCUGGGGGUCGAGGUGGGGGAAUACACGCACUGGAUCACCAACGUGUGUCUGGACCGGUCGGCGACCUCGUGCUGACGUCUUUCUAGUUGCGCAUURMACCAAGAGCUUGUUCAACUUUUCGCGYUGGAGAUUGUUUCCUUCUAGUCAUUGCUAUYCAUCAUAACAAUGUA